Molecule: messenger RNA, 2078 nt
Organism: Hyaena hyaena (striped hyena)
Lineage: Eukaryota; Metazoa; Chordata; Mammalia; Carnivora; Hyaenidae
Gene: MLX
Product: MAX dimerization protein MLX
Exons: 8
Coding region: 76-1104 (342 amino acids)
Biological process (GO): regulation of transcription by RNA polymerase II
Cellular component (GO): nucleus
Molecular function (GO): protein dimerization activity; DNA-binding transcription factor activity, RNA polymerase II-specific; RNA polymerase II cis-regulatory region sequence-specific DNA binding
Source: RefSeq, a predicted model, not a curated record
AAAGACGACUUCUGUGUCAUCCCACGCCAGCCUCCGCGGCUGCUGCCCCUAGGGUUUGAGUUUUCCGGGCUGCGCAUGCGCGGGCCGUGCCCCACCCUCCGCCUCUCAUUCGUGGGUUGGUGGGUUUGGGUCACGUGGAAGCGCCUCGCCUCUUCCUCGCCGCAGGGGGCCCGCCCGCUGGCUGGUUUCCGGUUCGGUAGGUCGGAGAUGACGGAGCCGGGCGCCUCUCCGGACGACCCCUGGGUCAAGGCAAGCCCCGCGGGCGCGCACGCCGGCGAGGGGAGGGCGGGUCGGGCUCGUGCACGUGGGGGGUCCGGAAGACGAGGGGAUUCCCUGCAGACCCCAAAGGUCCCCCCGCCCUCCGGGCCCCUGGGCUGCAGAGAAGACAGCCCUCACCCUGCGCGUGCCAAGGUGGAGUAUGCCUACAGUGACAACAGCCUGGAUCCCGGGCUUUUUGUAGAAAGUACCCGAAAGGGGAGUGUAGUGUCCAGAGCUAAUAGCAUCGGUUCCACCAGUGCCUCUUCCGUCCCUAAUACAGAUGACGAGGACAGUGAUUACCACCAGGAGUCCUACAAGGAAUCCUACAAAGACCGGAGGCGGCGAGCACAUACUCAGGCUGAGCAGAAGAGGAGAGACGCCAUCAAGAGAGGCUAUGAUGACCUCCAGACCAUCGUCCCCACCUGCCAGCAGCAGGACUUCUCCAUUGGCUCCCAAAAGCUCAGCAAAGCCAUCGUCCUACAGAAGACUAUUGACUACAUCCAAUUUUUGCACAAGGAGAAGAAAAAGCAGGAGGAGGAAGUGUCCAUGCUACGCAAGGACGUCACGGCCCUAAAGAUCAUGAAAGUGAACUAUGAGCAGAUUGUGAAGGCACACCAGGACAACCCCCAUGAAGGAGAAGAUCAGGUCUCUGACCAAGUCAAGUUCAAUGUGUUUCAAGGCAUCAUGGACUCUCUGUUCCAGUCCUUCAAUGCCUCCAUCUCCGUGGCCAGUUUCCAGGAGCUGUCAGCCUGUGUCUUCAGCUGGAUUGAGGAGCACUGUAAACCUCAGACCCUACGGGAGAUCGUGAUUGGCGUCUUGCACCAGUUGAAGAACCAGCUGUACUGACCGGCUCUUGGAACCUGCAGAAGAGCCAGCAAGAGGCCAGAGUCUCCUGCUUGGCCACGGAGCCACUGGGCUGCCAAGGCUGGACUGCAACACUGCACGCCGGUCAGCUGGUCCUCGGGGUUUGGUUCCCCGGCACCCCCAGUGGGGCUGGGGGAUUGGUUUUGUGAAAGCUUUAAUUUAUUAUAUUGACCACAGAACUCAAGCCUGCUGUCUUUCCCCUUUUCCAUAGAAGUCUUCGGGAGGGGGCCCUGUUCUGGCCUUUCCCCUUCUGAUCCUCAGAUUUUUGCUCCUGAUCUACACAUACUGGGAAGCUACUAUCUGCAUUUGGUCUGGUCUCUUGGGCAACACUGGGCCCAAGUUGGACCAUUUUGGUAGUGGCUGGAUGGGAAGGGAGGAGCAUGAGGAAGUGCUCCCCCAGGCACGAGGGGCAGAAGGCCGCCUCCUGCCUCAGCUAGGGCUGCCUGGUGGGCCCAAGGUGAGACCAGGCCUCUUCUGACCAGCUCAGGGUAGGGCUGCUGGGUUCCUGCCCUGACUUGCUACUCCAUCGCCUCUCCAUCCUCCGCCACAUACUCCCGCCCCCUCUGUCCCCACAAGCAGGAGCACAGCACAGAGAAGUUAAAUGUGACAUAGCACUACAUAUUAAACGUUUUGUUUUUUGUUUUAAUUUUCUAAACACCAACAGUGCAACUUUGCUAAAGUUACAAUUUUUGAAAGUGAACUGGGCCUCAAAACCACUCCCAGCCAUCCUGGGGGUCUCCACCAUCUUAGUGCUAGUGCCGCCUGUGUUUCUCCCAGGACACAGAGCCCAGAAAAGUCCUGGGUAAGGCCUUGGGACUCCUUGAAUGCUGUGUACAGUAGCUUGUCUCCACCCAGUAGCCUGCCUCAGGGUUGACAUCUGGGAGGUUUGGUUAUCCAGAGAAAAUUAAGUAUUUUUAUAUCAAAUUACAAUAAACAUUGCCAAAUGCCUUCCUUCA